Messenger RNA from Geodia barretti, 481 nucleotides. The record is from the annotation of a GenBank genome assembly. NCBI's taxonomy places the organism in Eukaryota, Metazoa, Porifera, Demospongiae, Tetractinellida, Geodiidae.
GUUGGCAUUGGGUUUCUGGAUGUUAGUUUUGCGGAGGACGGUUAUGGCUACGCAGACCAAAUUCGAGCAGGUUACGAAGCCGCUGGUGAAGAUCACGGAGAUGGACCAUAUCGUGCUGCGCACGCGGGACGUUGAGGAGUCGCUGCGGUUCUACGUCGAGGUGCUGGGGCUGCAGGCGGAGCGGGUGGAGCAGUGGCGCGCGGGCGAGGUUAGGUUUCCGUCGGCGCGGCUGAACGCGGACACGAUCAUCGACUUCUUUGCCUCGGAGAACAUGCCGGAGGACAAGGACGGGCCGCGGAACCAGGACCACUUCUGCAUGGUGAUCGAUUACACGGACAUGGAUGAGCUGAAGGCGAACAUGGAGGCCAUCGGGGUGGAGAUCCAGGUCGGGCCGGGCAAGCGCUGGGGCUCGCACGGCGACGGGAUCUCGCUGUACAUCUAUGAUCCGGACGACAACGUGGUGGAGCUGCGGCACUACUAA